Molecule: messenger RNA, 2713 nt
Organism: Erinaceus europaeus (western European hedgehog)
Lineage: Eukaryota; Metazoa; Chordata; Mammalia; Eulipotyphla; Erinaceidae
Gene: SRSF4
Product: serine and arginine rich splicing factor 4
Exons: 8
Coding region: 581-2050 (489 amino acids)
Biological process (GO): alternative mRNA splicing, via spliceosome; mRNA splice site recognition
Cellular component (GO): nucleus; ribonucleoprotein complex; cytoplasm
Molecular function (GO): mRNA binding
Source: RefSeq, a predicted model, not a curated record
UGCCCAGGCGGGAAGCGGCCGUGAGUUUCCUCCCGUUACCCUCCGCCUGCGGAGAGGGAGGGGGGAGUGGGAGGCGCGCGCUCACGAGCUACGUGCUCGCGUACGUCGCCCGGGUUCGCCUGCGUCGGUCCCACCGCCCGCCCGUUGCCGCCGCCGCCGCCGCGCUCUAGCUUUGCGGGCCGCCGCCUAAGGGGCCGUGCCGGGCCUAGCUGCUGCUGCUGUCGCCGGAAUGCCGCGCGUGUACAUCGGUCGUCUGAGCUACCAAGCCCGGGAGCGCGAUGUGGAGCGUUUCUUUAAGGGCUACGGAAAGAUCCUGGAGGUGGAUCUGAAGAACGGGUGGGGAAAGAUCAAGUGCAGACUGAGCUGUGGCCACCGUUUGCAGACCAGGAAUCCACACUAGCUCAAAUCAGAGAGCUCUUGGUGUGCGGGAACUGCCAGUUUGCCGACGUGAAAAGAGCCCCAGACUGGGUACUGGUGAGCCCUGAAGUCGCACCCCAGCUCUGCCACUCAGUGAGCACGGCAACAUCCCUAAUCCUGACCAGCCAUGGAGAGGUUCGGUUCUUACAAGGAAAAUGAGUGAAUGUGGGAGUGGCUCACCACAUUGGGAAAACAAAACUCACAUCCUGCUGAUGGUUGGCUGAGGACUGUCAUGUCCACAUACAGAGAAAAAGCAUGUGGCACAGUUUUAGGACAAAGAUAUGGUUUUGUGGAGUUUGAUGAUCUGCGUGAUGCAGAUGAUGCUGUUUAUGAACUGAAUGGCAAAGACCUUUGUGGUGAACGAGUAAUUGUUGAGCAUGCCCGAGGCCCACGUCGAGACGGCAGUUACGGUUCUGGACGCAGUGGAUACGGCUAUAGACGAAGUGGCCGAGAUAAAUACGGCCCUCCUACUCGGACAGAAUACAGACUUAUUGUGGAGAAUUUGUCGAGUCGGUGCAGCUGGCAAGACUUAAAGGAUUAUAUGCGUCAGGCAGGAGAAGUGACCUAUGCAGAUGCUCACAAAGGACGCAAAAAUGAAGGUGUAAUUGAAUUUGUAUCUUAUUCUGAUAUGAAAAGAGCUUUGGAAAAGUUAGAUGGAACUGAAGUCAAUGGCAGAAAAAUCAGACUAGUUGAAGACAAGCCUGGUUCUAGACGACGCAGAUCCUACUCCAGGAGUCAUUCAAGGUCUCGCUCUCGAAGCAGACAUUCCCGUAAGAGCAGAAGCCGAAGUGGCAGCAGCAAGAGCAGCCAUUCUAAGAGUAGAUCUCGAUCCAGGUCAGGCUCCCAUUCCCGGAGCAAGAGCCGCAGUAGGAGCCAGAGCCGCAGCCGGAGCAAGAAGGAGAAAAGCAGAAGUGUCAGCAAAGACAAGAGCCGCAGCCGCAGCCGCAGUUUGGACAAGUGCCGCAGCAAAAGUAAAGACAAGGCAGAGGAGAAGAUCCAGAACAGUGACAACACCAGGAAAUCCAAGAGCCGAAGUCCCAGUAGGCAUAAAAGCAAAAGUAAAAGCAGAAGCAGGAGUCAAGAGAGGAGAGUGGAGGCAGAGAAGCGGAGGAGUGUGAGCAGGAGCAGGAGCAAGGAGAAGAGCAGGAGUCAGGAGAAGAACCUCCACAGGAGCAGGAGCAGGAGUCGCAGCAAAAGCAGGGACAAGAGGAAGGGGAGGAAGAGAAGCAGGGAGGAGAGCCGCAGCCGCAGCCGCAGCCGCAGCAAGAGCGAGAGGAGCAGAAAGCGAAGCAGCAAACGAGACAGCAAGUCAGGCAGCAGCAAGAAGAAGAAGAAGGAAGACACUGACCGCUCCCAGUCCAGAUCAGGCUCCCGCUCAGUGUCAAAGGAGAGGGAACGUCCCAAGUCUGAGUCUGGCCAGAGGGAAGGCCGAGGGGAGAAUGAGGGUGCUGGCACCAAACAGGAGAACCGGUCCAGGUCCAGGUCCAAUUCCAAAUCAAAUCCAAAUCUUCCAUCAGAAUCACGUUCCAGAUCAAAGUCUGCUUCAAAAACCCGGUCUCGGUCCAAGUCUAGAUCUCGGUCGGCAUCCAGAUCACCUUCGCGGUCUAGAUCCAGAUCCAACUCAAGGUCCUAACUGGUUAUGGCCACAGCUGGAACUACCCAAGAAGUCUUUUGUACAUGUUUGGUAGCCGUAGCACAAGUGAUUGAAGUAGAACAAAUGUCACUGCUGUACAUUUUUAACCCCCUGAUGGUGUGUCUACAGUUGUUAAAUCUAAGUGCUUCCUCUCCGUAAAGCCUCCUGGCACCAGGCCUUCCUGCUCAACUGAAAACCGUCUUCUCUCUCAACGUCGUCCCCUCAUGGCCCACAGUAGAAUAUCCAAAAUGCCUUGGCUUCCAGACCUGCCCUUUGCUACAGGGAAUUCAGUUCCUGGAUGACUUUAAGGCUGGAAUGAUGACAUAGGUAGGUAUGGUGAGUUCAACCAUUUUUGCCCUUGAAUUGAUGCCCUUUGAUGUAUGCCAUUUAGUGAAAGUGCUAAGUUGUAAGUUUCCUACCACUUUGGUUUCAUAUUUUGGGACUUAACAAAGUUGUGAAUAGCACAGUCAAGGAAAAUUGAUACCUGCAGUAACCCAUAGGAAAUAAACUGUAGAGUUCCAUAUUCUGGUAUUGUGAUUAUAUUGUUUUAUAUUAAAAAGGAAAAGAAAAGAUUUUUUUUAAUUUUAUUUUUCCCCGUCUUGCAAAGUAUAGUGACCCCUGUUUCCAUUAAAUUUGAAUAAAGACUAUUUUUGCUUGACAAAA